Molecule: messenger RNA, 1602 nt
Organism: Penicillium odoratum
Lineage: Eukaryota; Fungi; Ascomycota; Eurotiomycetes; Eurotiales; Aspergillaceae
Product: WDR46/Utp7 family protein
Exons: 2
Coding region: 1-1602 (533 amino acids)
Biological process (GO): maturation of SSU-rRNA from tricistronic rRNA transcript (SSU-rRNA, 5.8S rRNA, LSU-rRNA)
Cellular component (GO): nucleolus; small-subunit processome; 90S preribosome
Molecular function (GO): protein binding
Source: RefSeq, a predicted model, not a curated record
AUGGCUGAUCCAUCGUCCAAGGCCAUCAUGUCGGCCGAAGACCGUGCAGCGAAAUUGAGAUUCGCUGAAGCCGAAAGACAAUACGGACGUGGCAAAGCAGCCUCAACGAAGAACGUCCGCGACAAGAAGCUCCGUGCCACACUGAAAGCGCAGGAAGCCAAGCAGAAGCAGGCCAUUCUACAGGCAAAGGAUGCGGAGAUUCUGCUAGAGCAUGAUGCGGGAUUCCUCGAGCCUGAAGGUGAACUCGAGAAGACAUACAAAGUACGACAGGAUGAGAUCCAGCAAAGUAUUGGAAUCGAGACGGCGAAGAAAGGCUUUGAGCUCCGGCUCAAUGACUUCGGUCCCUACCGUAUGGACUACAGUCGGAACGGUCGCAAUCUUUUACUGGCGGGACGGAAGGGUCAUGUUGCGACAAUGGACUGGCGUGAUGGGACAUUGGGCUGUGAGCUGAAUCUGAAUGAGACGGUUCGGGAUGCGCGCUGGUUGCACAAUAAUCAGUUCUUUGCGGUUGCGCAGAAAAAAUACGUCUACAUCUAUGAUCACCAAGGUGUUGAGUUGCACUGCUUGAAUAAGCAUCUGGAGCCGCUCUUCCUCGAAUUCUUGCCUUACCACUUCUUGCUUGCCAGUGCUCAAAUCAGUGGUUAUCUUAAAUAUACCGAUACCUCGACCGGUCAGACAGUUGCUGAACUUCCUACUCGCCUUGGACGCCCAACCGCCCUCUGCCAGAACCCAUCCAAUGCUAUCCUCCACACUGGACACCAGAACGGAACCGUGACCUUAUGGUCGCCCAACUCCCAGACCGCCCUUGUCAAGGCUCUCGUGCACCGUGGACCUGUUCGAUCCAUGGCCAUCGACCGUCUGGGCCGUUACAUGGUCUCAACCGGCCAAGACCAGAGGAUGAAUAUCUGGGAUAUCCGUAUGUUCCGCGAGGUCCACUCAUACUCAUGCUACCAGCCCGGUGCAUCUGUGUCAAUCAGUGACCGCAAUCUCGUGGCCGUUGGCUGGGGUACACAAGCCAGCGUCUGGCGCGGGCUUUUCGACGCCGCCCAAGAAGACCAAGGCAAGGUGAACAGCCCCUACAUGGCCUGGGGUGGCGAUGGCCAGCGUAUCGAGAACCUACGCUGGUGCCCAUACGAGGAUGUGCUCGGUGUAGGCCACGACCAAGGUUUCGCCAGUAUCCUCGUCCCCGGCGCCGGAGAACCCAACUUCGACUCACUGGAAGCCAACCCUUACGAGAAUGUCAAGCAGCGACAGGAGGCUGAGGUCCACGCUCUGCUUACCAAGUUGCAGCCGGAUAUGAUCUCCCUGGAUCCUAAUGUUAUUGGUCGUCUUGAUACUAUCAAUGACAAGAAGGUGCAAGAGCAGAAGAACACCGAUGCUCGCCCUGAGGAUACGAUGGAGAAGAUUAAGAACCGUGGUCGUGGUCGUAACAGUGCUCUGCGCAAGUAUCUUCGCAAGAAGGGUCGUACCAACGUUAUCGAUGAGAAGCGGGUUAAGGCCGAGACAUUGCGCAAGGAACAUGCUGAGCGCCACAAGGAGAAGCUCAAGCGGGAGCGCGACGAUCUGGGACCUGCUCUUGCUCGCUUUGCCAAGAGGGAUUAA